Messenger RNA from Betta splendens (Siamese fighting fish), 1617 nucleotides. RefSeq lists its product as uncharacterized. The transcript is spliced from 3 exons. Gene Ontology annotation, molecular function: protein binding. The record is from RefSeq and is a predicted model, not a curated record. NCBI's taxonomy places the organism in Eukaryota, Metazoa, Chordata, Actinopteri, Anabantiformes, Osphronemidae. The coding region runs from base 199 to 873 and encodes 224 amino acids.
UGCAAAAUUGAAGUGAAUGAAACUACUCAGCUCUGCAUUGCAAAACUUGAUGAGCCACUGACCUUUCAAAUACUCACUCACAAGAAAAAAACACAUUUGAAAAAGAAUAACAUUAACAUUUUUAGGGUAAACAAUGACAAGGUAGAGGAUAUAAAUGAGGACUAUAGAAGUCGUAUUACACAAUUAACAAAUACAACUAUGACACUUGACGUGGUGAGAACGACAGAUUCUGGAAAUUACCUGCUGGAAACCUUUAACCAUGAAGGUCAAUUAUCACACACAACCAACUUUCAUCUAGAAGUACAAGCUCCAGCUCCAGUCUCAAAUCCAAAGGUGUCACAGACGUGUUUGUCACCAGAACAGUCUGUCGUCUGCUGCUCCACUGAGGGUGACGGAGUAGAGUUCAUUUGGAGUUUGGACAACAACAUAUUGAUACAGACCAGAGCUGAGAGCACAAAUAAACCGACAUCUGAGGUUUCCAAUGUCACCAUCAGCUUACACGGCCAGCUCACUGGAAACUUAGCAUGUAUCACUCAGAACGACAUCAGCUCAGAACAAACUGUGAUCCAGCUCAGGAGCUGUAAAGCUCCAGUGUCAAAACCAGAGGUGUCGCAGACGUGUUUGUCACCAGAACAGUCUGUCGUCUGCUGCUCCACUGAGGGAGACGGAGUAGAGUUCAUUUGGAGUUUGGACAACAACAUAUUGAUACAGACCAGAGCUGAGAGCACAAAUAAACCAACAUCUGAGGUUUCCAAUGUCACCAUCAGCUUACACGGCCAGCUCACUGGAAACUUAGCAUGUAUCACUCAGAACGACAUCAGCUCAGAACAAACUGUGAUCCAGCUCAGGAGCUGUAGAGGUAAACUUACCUAAUCACUUUAAUUGAAGUGCAUGUCUAUUACAAUAAUUUUCUAUAAUAAAAACUGAAGAAUCUUGAUAUUUUCCAUAUUUACUGUGUGUUACUGUGUUCUGUAGGUUCCAUUCACUCUCCUUUUGUGACUGUGACUGUCGCUGUGGUAGCCAGCGUAUGUGCUUUGCUUCUGCUUUUGGCUCUGUUUCUUUAUGUAAGACACUUACAUAAGACUCCAAGACCUGUGGCUGAUGAAGGUAAGACAAACACAUUCUUUUCAUUUUGCCGUUUGAUUUUUUUAAAUCUGUCGUUACCUUUUUCAGAUAAUGGUGAAAAUGAAAUAGUCUACUCUGAUGUUAGAGUGAAGUCUGCUACGGAAAGAAGACCCAACACAAAGUAGCAAUGUGCAGAAGAAACAUAUUGCUCAUAAUAGAUUUAAUCUAAUAGAAUUGUUGUAACUGAACUGUGUUAACAUUAACCAGAGUCAGAAAUAUAUCAGAAUACCCCAAAAGUGAAUCUUGCAAGUGCUGGGACCUUUAAAAAGGAAGCGUUAGGAAUCUUAGCUUAUACCAUCAGUUGCACUGUUCAUGUAUUUACUUCUAAAGCUUUACAGUGUGUUAUUUCCUGUUUUGAAGGAAAUUUCAUGUUCUGUACUUUUACCCUAACUUUGCUUUGAAGUUACUAUUAAGUAAAAUUGUAAACAAAAUAGCCUCUUUUAAAAUUGCUGUUUCAAUAAACUGUAAACAAACAUUGCUGUUUAAUGUUUA